Candidula unifasciata is the source of this 1301-nucleotide messenger RNA. The record is from the annotation of a GenBank genome assembly. NCBI's taxonomy places the organism in Eukaryota, Metazoa, Mollusca, Gastropoda, Stylommatophora, Geomitridae.
AUGCUGGUGGGCUUCGGCGGCUUCUCGAUAAUCCUAGCUCUGGUCCACAACGCCAUCCGGAAGCAUGUCUUUCACGAUGAGCACAACCUGGAUACCACCUUUGACGCUGGCGGAAACGUCAGCAUGUCUCUCACGGCGGUCACCGUGGCCUCUCAGCUGUUUUGGCCAGGAGAUAUUCUGCACAGUGCCACCUUGACUACAAAGAAUGGAAUUGCCGGACCAUUUUGGUAUGCAGUUGGCAUCAUGUUCAACAUCUUUGUCUUCCCCAUACUCUCGGUUCAGUUUAAAACGAAAGCUCCGGGAGCCAAGACCUAUUUACAGAUAAUCAAAGCGCGGUUCGGCAAGAGAGCCCACACAGUCUUCUGCUUCUUUGCGAUCGUCACCAACCUUGUCAUCACAAUUGGAGUUCUUCUGGCCGGUAAAGCCACCAUCCAGUCUUUGACAAAAGAUGCUUCUGACGAAUUCGCAGUGCUCAUCAUGGCGGCCCUGUUUGGCUCCUAUUCGCUGAUUGGUGGACUGGGAACUACUUUCUAUGUGUCGUAUUUCAACGCUUGUCUUGUGUUCAUACUCUUCAUAGUCUUCGUGGUGAAGAUCUUACAUAACAAAGAUUCCGAAUUCGCCACCAUUGGAGACACAGAAAAGAUGUUUAAUUCGAUCAGUUGUAUCCAUGGGCCGGAUGAUAACUUCAAUAACAGUUAUUUGACGUUCCGGUCAUGGGGUGCUUUCAUGUUCGGCAUUAUCGAGAUCUUUGUGUCGUCUGCUGUCACUUACUGCGACCAGGCAUCUUGGCAGAGUCGCAUUGCCGCCAAACCAGUUCAGGGUGUGUGGGGCUUCAUUCUAGCCGGGUUCAUCUGGUUCUCCAUACCUAACGUCAUGGCGACAACCACUGGGAUGGCUUACCUGGCCAUCAGUUCGGACAACGGCUCUCAUUUCUUGGACAAUAGUCAGAUCUAUGAAGGCUUGGUAACGCCUCUGAUAGCAGAGAAGGUUCUGGGUUCAGCUGGAGGGAUCCUGAUUCUGACUAUGGGAGCCAUGGCUCUAAUGUCCACUGGCUCUGGCGAAGUCAUGGGGUUGUCCUCUGUCAUUGUGUAUGACAUUUAUCAGACCUACUUCAGACCUUUCAGAGACAACCUGGAGCCGCAUCACUGUGUUCUGUGUGGCAGAACCAGGAAAGGGCUGGAGAAGUCGAAACCAAACUGCCACUUGGACAGGAGCGAGCUGUGUUGUUGUGAGGACUCUACCAAGUGCACCCAGUGUGCGGAUGAUCAGCCGUACGCUUGCCAGACUCACGGCAGAUUUCG